AUGGUGACGAAUUUCAUAAGAGCGGAGGCACGACCGUUCACUCCGACGGCGUCAAACGCACCCGUCGCUGCGAGCAGCAAUCAUGUCGCGAACACACGGACCGGUCCCCCCGCGGACACGGUUCCUUCGAAUGUCCUUUUGGCAACCGCAUGGGUUGACGUUCACACGACCGAAGGCCGAAGCUUUAAAGUUCGCGCCUUACUGGAUCAAGGAUCCACUUUCAGUUUUAUUUCGCAAUCGCUCUAUCAGACGUUGCGUACAAAACGACAACGCUCAAAUUUUCAAGUUACGUGUUUCGGCGAGAAAUUUACAGGCGUCGCGAGAUCUCGCGUCGCACUGACAUUAAAGCCGUGUUCCAGUGCGGAACCGGGCUUCCCGCUGCACGCCUACGUGUUUCAAAAUAUUACUUCGUACGCCGCGUCGCAGACUCAGCCCGUCGAGUCGUGGCCUCACUUGCAAGGCAUCUCAUUUGCCGAUUCCGAUCCUUCCAGUCGACAUCGGAUUCACUUACUAAUCGGUGCCGACUUGUACGGUUCCUUGUUGAAAAAUGGCCUCCGGCAAGGCCCUAUUGGAACGCCUACCGCUCAAUUGACAGCGUUAGGCUGGAUUCUCUCCGGCCCCACGGGUUGCGGCCGGAUUGAAUCCGCGAAUAUUUGCGUCUGUCAUAACGUGUCUACGCACGACACGAAUUCGCUUCUCAGACAAUUUUGGGAGGACGAGGAGGUCUCACGCCCCCCUCCACUUACCAACGAGGAGGAGCGUUGCGAACAACACUUCCUCGCCACUCAUAGCCGUUCUCCGGAAGGACGGUACAUCGUUCGAUUGCCCUUCCGGCACGAACUACCAAUCGACAUAGGCGAUUCCCUGCCUAUCGGCACGGUAUUCUACGGAAAAAUGGAAAGGAUGCUGCGUCGGCACGCCGAACUCUCCGCGCAAUAUAAUGACUUUUUGGCGGAAUAUCUCGCCUUGGGACAUAUGAGCGCGAUCGAAAGUCCCAGCGACACCGCCCUUAAACCCGUGUACAUUCCGCAUCAUUCGGUUUUACGCGAAACAAGUAGUACCACGAAGUUACGCGUCGUUUUUAACGCCUCGUGCAAAACGACGAACGGCACGUCGCUUAACGACCAUCUGCUGAUCGGACCCAAGUUACAGAAAGAUCUCCCCGCUAUUCUACUGCGCUGGCGGUAG
Trachymyrmex cornetzi is the source of this 1188-nucleotide messenger RNA. RefSeq lists its product as uncharacterized. Lineage: Eukaryota; Metazoa; Arthropoda; Insecta; Hymenoptera; Formicidae. The transcript is spliced from 2 exons. Bases 1 to 1188 code for a protein of 395 amino acids. The record is from RefSeq and is a predicted model, not a curated record.